Molecule: messenger RNA, 1141 nt
Organism: Belonocnema kinseyi
Lineage: Eukaryota; Metazoa; Arthropoda; Insecta; Hymenoptera; Cynipidae
Product: cyclin N-terminal domain-containing protein 1-like
Exons: 5
Coding region: 34-912 (292 amino acids)
Biological process (GO): reciprocal meiotic recombination
Cellular component (GO): site of double-strand break
Source: RefSeq, a predicted model, not a curated record
AGAUUUUGAAACAAAACUGAAGCAGACCAUAAGAUGGAUUUCGAUAGCUCUUAUAUAGAGUCACUCACUGAUGACUGGUUGGAGUAUAUUCACAAGAAAACCAAGGAGCAGGAACGUAUUAUUCUAGAAAAUAAAAAGUUCUUUGUUCCAUACAUAGGCCUCAACGUGAAAAUUAUUAAAAUGAUAUUUUUGAUAGCGGAAGAAUUUGCAUUGCAUUCCAAUGCAAAGUAUUUAGCGAUUCAUCUCUAUGAGAAAUAUAUGAACAGAAGAAUUUGUGAAGUUUCCAAAGGCCUACAGAAAAGCGGAAGUUCAGAAACUUUGUGGGAACAAGAACAAAGAAAGAUGUGUUCCGAAGGUAAAUUGCGUCUUCUAUCCUGCAUUCAACUUGCAAGCAAGAUGGAUUCAAAUGAAAAAUCCCUCGGAAUAUGUGAUGUGCAAAUAGCAUUGCAGAAAAUCGAUUCAAACCGAGAAUAUUCAAAAAGGACCAUUUUUCAGUCAGAAAUAUAUGUUUACAAGGCUGUGGAAUUUGAAAUGCCUCAAUGUACGCCAAAAGACUGCGUAGAUGUUCUUUUAGCAGCAACCGGACUUCGAAAUACACCUGGAAUUCUUGAAGCUUCAAAAAGAUUGGUGGAUUUAUCAUAUUUAUGUCACGAAGAAUUAUACUCGUACCUGAAAAUGAUGGCAGAGGACAACUUCCCAAAGACACUUUAUGAUAAAAAAAGUGUCAUGGUAAUCGAAUCUAAUGCUCUAUUUUUGGGAGCUUCGAUUGCUCUUUCCUCGGUGUUUUUUGUUAAUUUGGAUAGGACAGAUUCUAAAGAAUUGUUGAAAAGGAUGGCUACUCUUGUUGGAAUGAAGGACGUGGAUAUUUGGGACAUGGCGAAUUUGCUAUUUAGUUUAGCAGUUCAGGAAUAAUGCCUGAAAAUCCAAGUUGAAAUUUUCUUUAAAUUAAAGUCUAAGAUGUUGAAAUGUCAAAUAAGAUUUAACAAAUUGUUACUGUUGUAAUUUUAUGAGAAGUGUUUAGGUAGAAAUGUCAAAUGUAAAACGACUCUGCAAGAGACUCGUCUUGGAUUAUUUCGAAAUAACGUUUAUUUUAAUUAUGUUAUUUUAAUUUGAAGGACAAACUUCUGCAGUCAUUAUUUAU